Messenger RNA from Closterium sp. Naga37s-1, 7569 nucleotides. The record is from the annotation of a GenBank genome assembly. NCBI's taxonomy places the organism in Eukaryota, Viridiplantae, Streptophyta, Zygnematophyceae, Desmidiales, Closteriaceae.
AUGAGCCGCCGCCAGCGGAAGCGCAGAAGGGCGGGGGAGGGGGAGGGGGAGGCGGGGGGGAGGGGACACCGGGACGGGGGCGCAGGCGGUCACCGCCAGUCGCUUUUCUCCGAUAGUGAGUACUCCGAUUCCGAGUUCGAGUCGUCGCGCCAGGCCACGCGGCUGUCCGCGAUAGGCGGCGGAGGAGGAGGAGCUCCAUCGGGAGGAGCGCUAGGAGCGGCGGCGCGCGCGGCGUACCAGUCAUCUGCAGGUCCGGGCGGGGGCGUGGGGGGAGGCAAGGGCGGAGCCAUCCCGCAGGGAAUGCGGCCCGGCGGACUAGCCACGGGUCUUCUCUCCACCAUGGUUGGCGCAAUGGCAGGGGGCGGGGCAAAACCUGUAGCAGCAGGCGCAGGGGGAGGGGCAGCUUCCGCGAAGCCCGCGGGGGGCGGGCUGCUGCGGCUGUGGCAGGGGGGAAAGCUGUACGACGCGCCGCCGUCGGGGCAAGAUCUUAGGGUUAGCUGGCGCGCCAACGGGCUGUUUCACGACACUAUAUCGGACGCGAUGAGCUCUAUAACGAGUUUUUCCGCCGUAGGAGAGGAGGACGAUGAUCAACUACUGGUGGUGAAUGUCGAAAUGGAUAAUCUGCCCCCGCGCGCCCCGCAAGCGGACAACCUACUCCCCCCUUCCGCGCUCCCCCCUGCUGCUGCGCCCCCAGGCGCGGUUCCGCGCCAGGGCAGUCUGGGGGCGGCGGGCUUGCCGUCUAUGGGGCUAGCAAAACAGGACAGCCUCAGAUCGGACCCGGGAACCGUGGCAGGGGCGGGCGCAUCCGGGGCGGGCGUUCCUGGGGGAGGUGUAUCCGGGGUAGGCGCAUCUGGGGCGGGGCGUACUGACAGAGACGUGACUCUACUUGAGAUGCUGGCGCACGUGGGAUCGCGGCUGUUUGAAGCCGUGGGGAGCGCGGAGGAGGGAGGAGGCGCAUCCGGGGUAGGUCACAGCGGUGGGUUAGAUAACCCUACGAGGGACCACAGCGGGAGUUUGGCGCGGUCGCUAGGUGGGGGGCCGGGGGAGGGGCGGAGUGUGCGGGCGGGGGGGAGGGGCGUGUCCGGGGAUGGCAUGUCUGAUGUGGAUAGGGAGAGCGUGGGGCGGGGGACGGCUAGAUCAGCGUCAACAGCACGGAGCAGGGUGGCUGCUGCCAGUGCAGCUGCAGUUGCGAAAGGGUUUCCGGCCUUUUUCAAGUAUUUUGCAUAUGGGAUCGACCGGCAGACGAUAGAAGAAGAGGGGGAGGAUAUACCAUCGUGCGGGCUUGCCGGGUUGUUUGUCCCCGGGUCGAAAAAGAAAGCGGUGCUGAUUCGGUGGCGGUAUGAUGUGUCUAAGUACGAUGAAUCUACCGUGGCGCGGCUGAGCGCGAAUUUUUGUUUUUUGGUGGAACGGAUUGCAUCUCUGCCGUCGAUUGAGGCGCUGCCGAUUUACUACCUGCCCGUGCUGACCGACGCGGAGAGGGAGCAGCUAGAGGACAAGUUUUCCGGGCGGCUGGUGCCGCACGCGUUCUGGCACGAGGAGGAAGAAGGGAGGAAGCUUCUGCUGGACGUUGGGGGCCUCAUCCGCCGCCCAGUCUCAGAUCUGUCGGAUGCGGCGCCAGGGAGUGUGGGGAGGGGGGUGAGGAGCAGGGGCAGGGGUCUGAAUGUGCGCGAUCGAACUUUGGUGGAUCUGUUUGAGCGGCAGGUGAAGGUUAACCCGGCUGCCACGGCGCUGCUGCUGCUGCACCGGGGGAGAGGGCGCGGGGGCGCGGGCGGAGGGGGGUCAUGGGGAGGUGGAGCGGGAGGAGGGGGAGCGUGGGGGGCUGGAGGAGGAGGGGAAAGAGGAGCGGGAGCGGGAGCAGGAGGAGGAGGAGGAGGAGGUGGGGUGGAAGGGACGAAGGUGGUGGUGAGAGAAGCGGUUUCUUACAUGCAGCUGCAUGCGCGUGCCCUGCUGAUCGCGAGGUUCGUUGCCAAGAAGCUUCCUCGCCCUGCUCUCAUUCCGGCGUCGCACCGGGGUAGCAGCCACAGCACCCCUGCCGCCACCCCCAAGGCCGCCUCCUCUGCCGCUGCUGCUGCAGCCGCUGCUGCUGCCAACGGCACGGGUGUUUCUUCUGGUUCCCCAACCGUUUCAGCAGCACCAGUAGCAGGAGGAGGGGCAGGAGCAGGGGCGAAUAUAGCGGCAGCGGCAGCAGCAGCAGUGGGGGCAAGCCGAGCGAGACCAGAGGUGCAGCUAGUGGGGGUGUGUAUGGAGAGAGGGGUGGAUUGGGUAGCAGCUAUACUCGGGAUCAUGAUGGCUGGGAGGGCGUAUGUGCCUCUAGAUCCCUCCCUGCCACGUGGCAAGCUGGAGGAGAUUGUGGAGGAGUCCGGGAUCAUGCUCGUGCUCACGUCGCGCCACCUGGCGGACGCGCUGACGUGGAUGACGCCCCGCUCGCCACGUGGCGCCGCCGCCACGUCAGCGUCAAGUCCGCGAGCGACCAAUCAGGGAGGGCCAGAGGAGGUAGGCCAGAGGCAGGAUCAGGAGCAGGAUCAGCAGCAGCAGGAGCGGCGGCGGCGGCACCAUCUGUUGAAGCACAAGCGGGCUGGCAGCUCGGGAAGCUCAGGGAAGGCGGAUUCAAAAGGGGAGGCCGGUGUGAGCGACAGUAGAAUCAGCGAUCGGAGGACUGGAGUGGCGAUUUUCUUCCCCAGCAGCAGCAGCAUGGGUGCCGACAGCAACCACAGCAGUAAUACUUCAGGGGAGGCACGGCUGGGGAGGGCGCUGCCUGUAUGGGCGGUAGAGGAGGUGAUAGAAGGCGAGGUGGAAGAGGAGCGGGCGGAACGAGCGUUGCUGGGUGACUGGGGGCCUGGAGAUGAGGGGAUGACUGGCAGAGAGGCAGGAAGGGGAGGGGGAGGGGCCGGGGCUGGUGUGGGGGUGAGUGCAGGUGUGAGUGUAGGGAGUGCGGGAUUGGAUGUUCUAGAGGGGUUGAGGCCGAGGGCGAGUGGGACGUGCUGUGUAAUGUACAGAGAGAAUGAGCUGGGGCGCGUGCGGGGCGUGGUGUUACAGCACCAAGGGGUGGUCAAUAUGGUGCAUUGCUUCAGACACAGAUUGCCUGCCGAACACUCUGCUGCUGCUGCUGCCGCUGGUUCGAAUCCUGCUCCUGCCACUGCUGCGCCUGCCACUGCGGCUACAGGUGCUACAGCUGCUACUGCUGCGGCGGCUGUAGCGGCUGCUACAGCAGCGGCGGCCGCUACAGCCGGAGCGGCCCCACCAGUGGAUGUGAGGGCGCAGAUCUCUCCUGCUCACCUGCCAGCUCACCUCUUUGAACUCUUCACUGCAUUUGAUGUCGGCGCUGCUGCUGCCAUCUGCCCCUCGCCUCUCGAACCAUUUUCUUCCAACGCUACAGCUUAUAACGAAUCUGCUUAUAGCGGAGCAGGAGGAGGAGCAGGAGGAGGAGCAGGGGCUGUUACUUCUGCUGCUUCUGCUGCUCAUGAGUCUGCUGUGGUGCAUGCACAUGCAUGUGCGGAACUUUCCUCAGAAGCUUCCCUCCUGGGCGUCUCAGGGCUGCUCACGCUGCCAAGUGUCGCAAUGUGGUUGGAGCCCCGGUCUCUCCCGAGCCUGCGUUGGGUGGCCUUCUCAGGCGAGCCCGUACCUAGAGCUCUGGUUUGGCGCUGGCUUCGGGCCGGACGUGUGGUGGUGGAUAUUUACGGAGCUCUGGAGUGUUCCCUAGCUGCCACGUGUGCAGUCUGGCGGCCUGGCGACAGGGUGGCGGAUACGAUUGGCCGGCCACUGCCAGGUGUCCACGUGUACAUUCUCGGGCCGAACCUAGAGCUCGUCCCGAUUGGCGCGGGCGGCGAGGUGUGCAUUGCAGGGAUACACGUGGCGAGAGGGUAUUGGAAGCGGCACGGGGAGACGCGGCAGAGGUUCGUGAGCAACCCGUACGGCAUGGGAGUGCACGACAGGAAGCUGUUCCGAACGGGGGACCGGGGGAGGUGGUUACCAGACGGGUGUGUGCAGUUUUUGGGGAGGUUAGAGCAGCAGGUGUAUAUCCGAGGGUUGAGUGUGGAGCCGGUGCAAAUAGAGGAAGCGGGGAGUAAGGUGGAUGGGGUGGCGCGCUGUGUGGUUGCGUUCAGGGCGCAUGACCCGGGGAGACAGCCGUAUCUCGCUGCCUAUCUCCUGCUUAAACCUUCGCUGGCAGCGGCUGCUGCUGCUGUGGCGGCUGCAGGAGAGGCAGCGUUGGGGGGAGGGGCUGGGGGGGAAGCAGGGGCAGGGGCAGGGGUGGGGAAAGGGGCGGGGAAAGGCGGGGGGAAGGGGGUGCAGACCCCUGCUCAGCAGCUACUGGCGUCGCAGCAAUUAGCAGCAGUGAUUCCUAAGAAGGUCCGAGAGUAUUUCAGAUCCGCCCUCCCUCCUCACGCUGUUCCCUCAGCCAUCCACGUGAUUCACCACCUCCCCUGGACCAAGACAGGCAAGGCCGACCGCUCCCGCCUCCCUCUGCCGCCCGCGGACUCCUUUUUUGUCUCUUGUGACGAGGACGGGUCUGUGGGCGGCACGGGGUUGGGAGCGGGCGGCGGGGAUCCGUUAGAGACGGCGGAGGAGCGGGCAGUUGCGGUGAUUUUUGCCGAGGUGCUGCCCGGGGUCGAGGCGGGCAGGUUGCGAAGGAACUCAAACUUUUUUGAGCUGGGAGGGAAUUUGUUUCUGGCAGCACAGGUGGUUGCGAGGCUGGUUGAUUCUAUCGAGAGUUCUGUUAAGGAGGGUGGGAGCAACGGGGGGGAAGGCGGCAGUGCUGCUGCUGCUGCUGCCGCUGCUGCUGCUGGUGGUGGUGGUAAUGCUGGUAGGAUGCUAGGAAAGGGAGGUGGAAGAGGGGAGGGGGGAGGGAAGGGAGGGAGGAGAGGGGGCAAAGGCAGCAGUGGGAGCGUGGGUGCUGGGGAAGCAGCAGCAGGUGGAGGGGCAGGAGGAGGGGGAGGGGGUGGAGCAAGGGCGGAGUUCUACAGAGCAGGGCUGACGCUGAGAGACAUGUUCAGUGCGCCCACUGUCAUGGGCCUUGCUGCUGCUCUGCACCGCGCUGCUACUGCCGCUGCCGCCGCCGCCGCUGUUUCUGCUGCUGCUGGUUCUGCUGGUGGUGGGGGAUUGGGCUUGGAUGAAGGUUUAGAGGAUAGUGAUGGGGAGGAGCAGGAGGAGGGGCAGGCAGGCUUGGGAAAGGGAGGGGAGAGACUGCUGCGCCUGGCACCUUUCCCUUCAGCCGCUGCUGCUGCUGGUGGUUCUGGCAGUGCUGCUGCUGUUCCUGCUGGUUCUGCAGCUGGUGGGGCAAGUGAGGGGGAUGGGGUGGGCGGAGUGGUGGGGGUGCCAUUGUCAGAGGCGCAGGUGCUGCUGUGGGUGGCGUACCAUGCUCUACCGCACCCUCAGCUGCUGGACGAGUGCCAUGUGUGGCGCCUGCAGGGUCCGGUGAACUUCCCGCGUCUGCAGCGGUCGCUGCAAGCACUGGUGGUGCGGCAUGCAGCUCUGCGCUCUCGCUUCGUUGGACCAGUCAACUUCCCUAGGCUGCAACGGUCUUUACAAGCACUGGUGGUGCGCCAUGCGGCUCUGCGCUCUCGCUUCGUUGUCUGGCACACCAGCAAGCACAAGCAGUCCGGACGAGGUGGCGGUGGUGGCGGCGGCAGGGGCAGCAGCAGCAGCAGCAGCAGCAGCGGCAGCGGUUCGCUGCGGUUGAAAGCGGCUGUGAUGGAUGCUGCGAUUAACUCUCUGAAGACUGAGCUCGCUGCUGGCGCUGGCGCUGCUGGGGCUGCUGGAAACGCCAAGGGCAGGAGGCAAGCAGGGAGAGGAGUAGCAGGAACAGGAGGAGCAGGAGGAGGGGGGAGAGCAGGAGCAGCAGGAGGAGGAGAAAGACACUCACUCGUGCUCGUGUGGAACCCGCUCAUCUUCGACGGCGUCUCCUCAUCACUGUUCUACUCCGACCUCCUCCAGGUUUACAAGGCGGGCGGCUCGGCGGCCGACCUCCCCGCAGUCGCCAGCUACGCCGAUUUCGCCCUGUGGGAAAAGGACAAUUUGGCAUGUGCCGGGCACAGGGAGUGGGACCUGGGGUUCUGGAAGCAGGCAGUGGGUGUACCUCCUCCAAAACUACCUCCCCAGCUGCAACCCAAGGUAGACGACAGCGGGAGCGAAGGAGGAGCGAGAACGGGCAGAGGAGGACGAGCAGCAGCAGGGGCAGGAGGAGCAGGAGGAGGAGGAGGAGGAAAAGGAGGAGGAGCAGCGGCGGCGGCGGCUGCGGCGGUGGCGGCAGGGGGAUUGGCGUUAGCGCUACGGAAAGGGCAUGUAGAGGUGCUGAUAGCAGCAAGCACGAGGAGGCGGCUUGAAACCUACGCCUUUCACCGCGGUGCCACGCUCUCCAUGGCCUUCCAAACCGUUCUGCACGCCCUGCUACACCUCUGGACCCACCAGCACUCCGUCGCGGUCGCCGUCCCCGUCGCUAGGAGACAAAUCCUGCCGCUCCAGUCGGUGAUCGGGCGGUUCUCGGAUUUGAUUCCCGUGGUGACGGAUAUGCGGAAGCAUCUGAGCCCUCCGUUGGUGGUGGCUGGACGGCUGAGAUCGUUCACUUCGUCGAUCAGUCGGGCGUCAUCGUGUGUGUCGUCUCGAUGCGUCUCCCCUUCUACUUCCCGCCAGUAUUCCGCGCUCUCCCCUCGCCUCUCUGCCUCCACUCCUGCUGCUGCUGCUGCUGCUGGAGGCGCUGUUGGGCCAGUUGGUGCUCCUGCUGAUGCUGCUGCUGCUUUGAGGCAAAUCGCGGCUGCUGAUGCUGAUGGUGUGAAGCAGGGGCAGCAGGGGCAGCAGGGGCAGCAGGGGCAGGAGUUUGUUCAGGGGAGUGGGGGUAUGGGGGUUGGCACUGACGUGCUUUCACUUGCUGCGGCUGCUGUUGCCGCAGGGAAGGGGGGGAGGUGUGGGGAGGGGAGCCGGCCUGGUGGAGGGAGUGGAGGGAGUGGGGGGAGUGGGUUGGUGCAAGGGAAGCAGGCGGGAGGGGUGAAGGGGAAUGGGGCGGAUGGGGAAGGAGGAGGGAAGGGAGGGUUCAUGGGAGGAGGAAAGGGAGGGGGGGAGAUGUGCAACGACCAGUGGAGGUCUGAGGGUGUUUCCUUUGAGCAGCUGUUAUUCCAGGUGCGAGAGCACACCCUGCAGGCGCUGCAGCACCAGUCCAUCUCUCUCCGUCUGCUCGCCUCCGCACUGCAUCCCACCGCUCCGGACCCCUUCGCCUCCCCCUUUGCCCUCGCGUCCUUCGCCCUCACACACCCCGGCACCGAUUCCCCACCGAACUUGCUCCCCCUAGAAGACUCCCUAGUGGGGGACCUAGACCUAGAAGCCUCUUCUGCUGCUGCUGGAUUUGCUGCUGGGUUUGGUGCCGCUGGUGCUGCUGGUGCUUUGGGUGGUGCUGCUGGUGGUCUUAGUGGUGUGGGUGGGGUGGGUGGAGGGGCGGAGUUUGGAGGGAGUGUGGGCGGCGGUGGUUGGGGCGGCGAAGUGGCGUUAUUUCCCUUGGGAUUGUCCCUGCGGCCACUGAGAGACGGGCGGCUGGCCGGGCGGCUGACUUACCAGGUAAUUGAUGUGGGGUAUGCUAGGUAA